Molecule: messenger RNA, 3021 nt
Organism: Callorhinchus milii (elephant shark)
Lineage: Eukaryota; Metazoa; Chordata; Chondrichthyes; Chimaeriformes; Callorhinchidae
Gene: trappc13
Product: trafficking protein particle complex subunit 13
Exons: 13
Coding region: 70-1326 (418 amino acids)
Cellular component (GO): TRAPPIII protein complex
Source: RefSeq, a predicted model, not a curated record
UUCUCCCGCGGCUUUCCGGCUCAUCUCGGGCUCCGUACUGCCGUCUGCGCAUGCGGGUGCGAUCUGAAGAUGGACGUGAAUCAACCGAAACUGGAGCACCUGCUGGCCCUGAAAGUGAUGAGGCUAACAAAACCAACUUUAUUUACAAACCUGCCAGUGACCUGUGAAGACCGAGACCUUCCAGGAGACCUUUUCAGUCAACUUAUGAAGGAUGAUCCCUCUACAGUAAAGGGAGCAGAGAUUUUUAUGUUAGGAGAAAUGUUGACUCUCCCUCAGAAUUUUGGAAAUAUCUUUUUAGGAGAAACUUUCUCAAGUUACAUCAGUGUACAUAAUGACAGCACACAAGUUGUUAAGGAUAUACUAGUUAAGGCUGACUUGCAGACCAGCUCCCAGCGUUUGAAUCUGUCAGCUUCUAAUGCUGCUGUGGCUGAUCUUAAACCUGACAGUUGCAUUGAUGACGUGAUUCACCAUGAAGUUAAAGAAAUUGGAACACACAUUUUAGUCUGUGCAGUCAGCUACACAACACAGGCUGGAGAGAAGUUGUAUUUUAGGAAGUUCUUCAAAUUUCAGGUCCUUAAACCACUUGAUGUGAAGACUAAGUUCUACAAUGCUGAAAGUGACCUCAGUUCUGUGACAGAUGAAGUCUUUCUGGAAGCUCAGAUUCAGAAUAUCACAACCUCCCCGAUGUUUAUGGAAAAGGUUUCUUUAGAGCCAUCCAUGAUGUACAAUGUCACAGAACUGAACACCAUUGAUACAGGCGGAGAGGGGUUCUCUACAUUUGGAAAAAUGACCUAUUUGCAGCCUAUGGACACACGUCAAUAUCUGUAUUGCCUUAAACCUAAACCUGAAUUUGCAGAGAGAGCUGGAGUCAUCAAGGGGGUUACAGUAAUUGGUAAAUUGGAUAUAGUCUGGAAAACAAAUUUGGGUGAAAGAGGACGACUGCAGACAAGUCAGUUGCAAAGAAUGGCUCCUGGAUAUGGUGAUGUAAGACUUUCCUUGGAGAUGAUCCCUGAUACUGUAAACCUUGAAGAACCUUUUGAAGUCAUGUGUAAAAUAACUAAUUGCAGCAGUGAGAGGACAAUGGAUCUGGUGCUGGAGAUGUGCAAUACAAAUGCAAUCCACUGGUGUGGCAUUUCAGGGAGACAGCUUGGAAAAUUGAGUCCAAAUUCAUCAUUACAUCUUGCACUGAAACUGCUUGCCUCUGUGCAAGGUUUACAGAGUAUUUCGGGAUUACGACUGACUGAUACAUUUUUAAAACGAACAUAUGAGUAUGAUGAUAUUGCACAAGUAUGUGUGGUUUUUUCGCACUUGAAGCCAGAAAGCUGAAACAUCUUGUGAUACUGUUCCCUUCGUGGAUCUCAGUGGACCAAUUGUUUGUGUUUUAAGGAUAUUUGCCUUUUUCAUUAUUGAAAGACACCAUGGAAAACCAAACAUGAAAGAUUUUAUUAUUUUAAAAAAUGUGCUAUUACCAUCUGAUAUUACCAAACUGGUUUUUAUCUUUGUGUAAAUGUAAUAAAGCUUUAAAUAUACUUACCAAAAAUGAGCUAAAGGGCACAUACCUGCUUUUUUGAAAGAAAGAAAACUUGCGUUUCAAUGCUACAUUACUUUUACAGUUAAUAUCCAGUGUGGACAUUUUGUUCCGACAAUAAAACUUUCUGGGAAUCAUUGAUCCGCUUGCAGUUGUGACCCUAAUACUAAUUUAAAUAAAAAAUACUAUUGUAGCUGCUUUGGUAAACUGGAUAAUAUCUGUGGAAUUGAAAGGAAAAUGUAUAAUCUGAUGGGAUUUGAGGUCAUGGGAUUUCUUUCAUUGUGAAUAAAGAGAUGACAGGAGGAGACUAAUUUCCCUCCCCAAAUGUAUACUUUGUCUAUGAUACUUAUUGAAAUAGCUAACCAAGCUUUAUACUUGGGACUCUGUGAGUAAUCGCUACUUGAAAAGGGACCCUAAAAAUGACCUGUGAAGAAGCCGGGACGUAUACAAUUAACUGAAAUAAAUCUCAUUGUGGUAACCUUGGUCAAAAUGUUUGGGAAAAACUCAACUGAAAGGAAGUGGAGCUUUUUAGCAUUGUGAUGAACUUGGUCCACCAGAGUUAAUGGUGCAGAGAGCUUUUUAAUUUCACCUGAAAAGAUUUCCCAGAUAUUAUAUUUACUUCUGAAGUUUUAAAUCAUGAUUACCACAUAAAGAGCAGGUAAUUGGUUUCAUUAUUUGUCAUUUUUGUAAAGAAAAUGUUUUUUUUUUAAAAAAACAUUCUGUUCCUGAGCCUCUUAGCAUAACUCAGUCUCAGCCUUUGAACUAUUCAAUGCACUUUUGUUGACUGAAGUCCCUCAUUCUUGGUACCAUCCUGGUAAAUCUCUUUUGCACCCAAUCCAAGGCAUUGACAUCCUUCCUAAAGUGUGGUGUCCAGAACUGAACACAGUACUCUAGCUGAGGCCUAAGCAGUAUUUUAUGAAGAUUCAUCAAAACCUCCUUUUGUAUUUUGUGCCCCUAUUUAUAAAGCCGAGUAUCCUGUAUGCUUUUUUAACAGUUUUAUCCACCUAUCCUGCCACCUUCAAAGAUGAACCCCCAGGUCUCUCUGUUCCUUCACACCCUUUAAGAUUGUACCAUCAGCUUAUAUUGCCUUUCUUCAUUCUUCCUACCAAAAUGCAUCACUUCUCAUUUCUCCAUAAUAAAUUUAAUCAGUUACGUGUUUGCCCAUUUCACCAGUCUGUAUGUCCUCUUGCAGUCUGCGACUAUCUUCCUCACCGUUUGCUACUUUUCCUAGCUUUGUAUCAUCUGCAAACUUGGAAAUUGUACUCCCUAUACCCAGUCCAGGUCAUUUAUAUAGAUCAAAAAUAGCAGUGGGGGACACCACUAUAUACUUUCCUGAACGAUUGAAAGCACUGUGAAUUGAGACUUGGCUGGACUGCCAUCUCUGGUGGUGAAAAAAAACUGAAAUGGGACUUGCUUAGAUGAUCUCUGUACUGUGUUCAGGGUGGUCAAGCAAUGGCUGCCUAGUGAGGAAUUAAAGGUUUUUAAUAUUUGCA